AUGGAGAUGGAAGGAGAGCGCCAGGAGGAGGCCGACAUUCUCAGAUUCGACGACUUCGAAUUGGUAAGGGAGUGUGCCAGGGAUGUAGCGGUGGAGAAGGUGAUAAAACACAUUCGGUCGCAAGCGAAAUUCUCGGUAGCGCAAACGCGCACGUUCCUGCAACCCCUCAUCGACGAGGCGUACACCGCGGUGGUGAGGGCGAAAAAAUACUGCGCCGAAAUUGAGCUGUUGAGAAAGGAGAAAGCGGACCUCAAUAACCGAAUGCGUAAAUUGCAGGAUGGCUACGAGGAGAGCGCGAGAACGGAGAAAAUGAAGCCACGAUCUUCCGAAAAUUGGCAAGAGAGCGGGCGCGAGAGGAGCUUCGAGGGAGCAACUCGAGACAUCGAGCUGUUGGUGAGUAUUUUGGAGCAAAGAGGAGUGGACUCGGUGGAAAAGCUGGUGGAGCUGUUCGACGAUGUCGAGCAGAAAGAGUUGAGCUACGAGGCAAUGAGAGAUAAAUUGCAGAAAGCUAGUGCGGCGCGCGAAAGGUCGGGUUCGAAUGUUUUUGGUUCAGUCUUUAAGUUUUAACUAGGGUCGAGUGGUGAGCACCCUCGAGCCUCUGGUUUUGUUAUUGUGCUGCGUGUUUAUCCACGUUUUCGGAAUAAAACGUCGUAAUAACUCUUGUGUUUUGUAUUUUCCCGUCGCAAGACGUGCUUGGAAGUGUGCUGUGAUUUUAUCACGCGCAUUUUUCCAACUUGGUUUAAUUACCCAAGUUUGAGCAGCACACACGGAAGGGAAGACAAAAAGAUGGCACACACAACGGUUUUCAACACAGAGAUCAGGAACGCAUUGGGGAGGUACAACCCGGAGGCUCGGAUGUGGGCAGAUACGUCUUAUUGGGCUGAUAUCUCAUUGCGAGGUAUGUACAGCAAAGUCUGCCAUUGGCAUGCAAUCACCACUAUUGUGAACGGGAGAAGUGAUUGCGUUGUUCUCGAAGGGUGUGAAACGUUGCAUCGCCAAGUGUUGGAGCAAAGGGAUGGAAAAAGCGCAGACCUGGCAGUCAUACUCCCAAACAAGAUUGUGACCGCAGAGGUGAAAGUGCUCAAGACGGCUCGCGGAAGGGAAACACUUGAGAAGACGUUCGAGGCUGCAUUCCAACAGCAUGACUUCACCACCGCUGUAAUCGUGUUCUUUCCAAAGUCUAUUGGGGGUUUUGACUACGAGAUUCGAGGAGAGAACCAUGAGGUAUUAAACGACCUACUCCAAGCGAACAUCGCAGAAGCCAUCAAAGGAUUGGACGAGCUGUCGGAGACAAUCUCGCAGAUUUGUGUCACUCAUGGUCAGGACUACGGAGCAUUCAUCAGAAUGGAGGAACAGUUUCUAGAAAUAGACGAAGAUGGAUCUAAAGUCAUAACUGAGGAGGACAAAGAGCUCUCGAAGAAAUUCAGACGGGAAGAUCCAACAAAAUUAAUCGGGGAGAUUGCUGAUUGGGCAGAGGAAAGUGAAAAGGCGACUCUGGAGGAGCUCAGACUCGAAGAAAUGAAGGAAAUUAUGAACAGUGGGGAGAGAGAGAAAUUUGUUGAGCUCAGUGAAAAGAGCCUGAAACUUGAGAUCCCUACAGAAAAGGACGGCCCACCACAAAACUACCAACCCUUCUGGCUCACAAGUGGCAGGUGUCCCGUCAAAACCGGAGCCGAGACGGACUAUGAAGCAUUUGACGCGCUGAAGAAGAUGAUGGCGACGACAAGCAUUGGCGAGUUCUAUGAAAGGGGAGUUAUUGUGGGGUCCCGGCAAGUGUUCAACGAGGAGACCAACCUAUUCGAGACAAAAUGCGUUCCAAGGACUGCCAAACCAGAUCGGAAAUCUCAAAAAACUGCGAGAACUCGACCUGGAGGAGAACGAACUGGAGACGGUGCCCACUGAGAUCGGUAGGCGAGUCGGAUAUUGUAGAUCAAAGCGACGUUGUUCAGGAUUCUUGCAACAUCUGACCAAGCUGUGGGUCCAAUCGAACAAGAUCAUCACCCUGCCGAGAUCCAUCGGAAAUUUGUGUUCCCUUCAGGAUCUGCGACUCGGAGAGAACAAUUUGACGGCGAUUCCCGAAGAGAUUGGUCGGUUUUUACACUUGUCUGGAACUGAAAUUGCCAGAUUGUAACUUUAUGUGCAAAUAAUACCUAUUCAGUCCAGUAGAAUACUGGUAUUUAACGCAAAAAACCCUAUUCAAAUGAGGAAAAAUACAUUUUCCUCUAUGGAAACCCUGUUCGUGGCGAGACCCGUGCUAAUAAAGGCAUGCGCCUUUAAACAAUUUAACAGAGCGCCCGGUUGUGUUUAAAGGCGCGGCGCAUGCCAUUGAAGCGCGGGUCUCGCAACGAACACCGUUUUUUUUCUCUAAACUUUCUUUACAAUUAGAUGAAACAAUGCCUAGAGCAACAGCAUGAACAUUUAUUUUUCCUCAAAUGACUUUCAUGAAACACUUUUUCCCGUUUCAGGUCACCUGGACUCUCUGAAAUCCCUGUACCUCAACGACAAUUCGUCGCUUCACAAUUUGCCGUUCGAGCUGGCACUGUGCCAAUCUCUGGAAAUCAUGUCGAUCGAGAACUCGCCGCUCUCGCAAAUUCCGCCCGAAAUCACUGCGGGCGGUCCGAGUCUCGUGAUACAGUACCUCAAAAUGCAGGGCCCUUAUCGAGGAGUUGUGAUGACGCAGGGACAGUAA
Molecule: messenger RNA, 2689 nt
Organism: Caenorhabditis sp. 36 PRJEB53466
Lineage: Eukaryota; Metazoa; Nematoda; Chromadorea; Rhabditida; Rhabditidae
Source: the annotation of a GenBank genome assembly